Chrysoperla carnea is the source of this 4089-nucleotide messenger RNA. It is a transcript of the gene pins, whose product is annotated as G-protein-signaling modulator 2. The record is from RefSeq and is a predicted model, not a curated record. Lineage: Eukaryota; Metazoa; Arthropoda; Insecta; Neuroptera; Chrysopidae. Bases 181 to 2244 code for a protein of 687 amino acids. The transcript has 7 exons. Gene Ontology annotation, molecular function: GTPase regulator activity; protein binding.
CGUACAGAAGUUAACAUAUCAAAAAGACAGUAUAGCUUUCAUUGCUAUACUUUUCAUAAUUGAUUAAUAUUAGAAGUAUUCAAAGAAUUUUGUGUUUAUGACGAAUUUACAGUGUAAUUUAUUCCAUUCUUUAAAGUGUCUUAUAAAAAUUGUUAAUUUAAUCAAAUAAAUCAUUUUAAAAUGUCACUCAGUGCAAGUGCAGAAAAUCUAACGAGUGAGACACAGAAUUUUGAUGGUGGGGCCAGUAGUAUGUGUUUAGAAUUGGCGUUAGAAGGUGAACGGCUAUGUAAAUCAGGCGAUUGUCGGGCUGGUGUUGCAUUUUUACAAGCUGCUAUACAAGCCGGAACUGAUGAUUUAAGAACAUUAAGUGCAAUUUAUUCACAGCUUGGAAAUGCAUACUUCUAUCUUGGGGAUUAUGUUAAAGCUAUGCAAUAUCACAAACAUGAUCUUACAUUGGCUAGAACAAUGGGAGACAAAUUAGGCGAAGCAAAAUCAUCAGGAAAUCUGGGGAAUACGUUAAAAGUAAUGGGAAAAUUUGAUGAAGCGAUGAUUUGCUGUAAACGACAUUUAGAAAUUUCACGAGAAUUAGGUGAUCGAUUGAGUGAAGGUCGUGCUCUCUAUAAUUUGGGUAACGUGUACCAUGCGAAAGGGAAACAUAUUGGACGUGUUGGUCAACAAGAUCCUGGUGAAUUUCCAGAAGAUGUUAAAAGUUGUUUACAACAAGCUGUUACAUAUUACGAGGAAAAUUUGGCGUUAAUGUGUGAAUUAAAUGACGUAGCUGCACAAGGGCGCGCCUGUGGAAAUUUAGGCAAUACACAUUAUCUAUUGGGUGAUUUCGAAAAAGCAAUACAUUAUCAUGAGAAACGUUUAACAAUAGCUCGACAAUUUGGGGAUAAGGCUGCCGAACGACGUGCAAAUAGUAAUUUAGGCAAUUCACAUAUUUUUCUAGGACAAUUCGAAUCAGCUGCACAACAUUAUAAACGUACUUUAAUAUUAGCACAAGAAUUAGGUGAUAAAGCGGUCGAGGCACAAGCGUGCUAUAGUUUGGGGAAUACGUAUACGUUGUUACGGGAUUACCAGGCUGCAAUUGAAUAUCAUUUACGUCAUUUAUUAAUUGCCCAACAUUUACAAGAUCGUGUGGGAGAGGGUCGAGCAUGUUGGAGUUUAGGGAAUGCACAUGCUGCGUUACAAAAUCAUGAAAAGGCACUUUAUUUUGCUACUAAACAUUUAGAAAUCAGUGAUGAGCUUGGUGAUUCAAUGGGCCAAGCAACAGCUAAAAUGAAUAUAGCUGAUUUACGUAAAGUAUUGGGUCUUCCACAAGAUGAACCGAUCGAUGGUGCUACCUGCGAAGAUUUUGCUAAUGAUCACAAAGUAAAUUUAUCAUUUAAUGGUAUGGAAGUGGCGUCAUCAAAUGCCUCAUCAUCCGAAUCAUCUUCAAUACAAAACCAUAGAUUACAUAGGGUGAGACGCGAAAGCAUGGAACAGCUUAAUUUAAUUAAGUUAACGCCCGAUGGCAAACAACGAUCACAAUUAUCCUCCACAUCAGCAUUACCAACAGUAUCCUCUACCGCCACACAACCUUCUACAGUCACAACAACAAAACCCACAAAAGUCGAUGACGAAGAAUCAUUUUUCGAUUUAUUAUCCCGAUUUCAAUCGAAACGAAUGGAUGAUCAACGUUGUUCGUUACAACUCAACGACAAUAAAGAAAACCGUAACGGCAUUAAUUUAGUACAACCUUCAACAGCACCUGCACCAGGGAAAAAAACAAAUCAUAACAAUAAUGAAACAACAAAUGGAGUUAACGAUGGUCGGGACGAUUUACUAGAAAUGAUUGUUGGUAUGCAAUCAAAACGUAUGGACGAACAACGCGUAGAAUUAACACAUUUACCUGGUCUACAACCGAGUUCAUUACAACGAUUAACCGCUGUUGCUGAACCCGCACCAAACACACCUGAUGAUGCUUUUCUGGAGAUGAUUAUGCGAUGCCAAGGAUCACGUUUAGAGGAACAACGAUCAACGUUACCUGAAGUGGUUGAUACAGAAAGUGAACAUCAACCGCAUGGUACACCAAGUAUACGUGGUGCUACAGUACCUGAUGAGGAUUUCUUUUCACUUAUUAUGCGUUUUCAAUCGGGACGUAUGGAAGAUCAAAGAGCUACUGUUCCCAAACCUGAACCUAAACAAAAUAAUGAUGUAAAUGGUGGACCCACAGCAUCGUCAAGUGGAAAGAAUAAGAAAUAAAUACAAUUUUCACAUAUCUUUUAUAUUUAAAAAAAUAUAUAUAUAUAUAAACCUAUUUAAUAAUUUUGUGUGAAUUCUCAACAAACUUUAUCGAACAUAACUUUUUUGAGUCGAAGAAAUCAACUGAGUUUAAAUGUUUCCCUUGGAGGAAAAGGUAUAUUUAUGUACAUGCGGUCCCUGCCUAGAUUUGGACGGAUGAAGUUUGUUUAGGAUAUUUAAUGCAUUUUAAUAAUUUUGUUUUCUGAAGUGAAACUUUUUAAGUAUGUAAACGAAGAUAGAAAGCCAAACAUUUCGUGAUAGUGACAAUUGAACCUACAGAAAUCCAAUGAGGCUAGCGGACAUUCAGACGACUGUCGGGGAGGACAGAAGUGUUCUCGUUUUGGAAGGAAGUCUGAUUUUUUGGGACAAAAUGGUUCAUGUUUACGGUAUAUGAUAAAAUGAAAUCUAUAAUUUGGUUCCUAUUCGUUCUUCGGUUCUUAUUCGAUGUGAAUUUGAUAAAAUUUGUUAUCAAGUUUUCGAGCACUAAGGAAGUUUCACAUCUAUUGUAUAUAUUCACAAUUAAAUUUUUUUGUUUCAAUUUUUAACUGCCAUAAAAUAUGUAUAUCAAUAGAAAAAAACGAAUAUGAAGCAGACGAAAAAAGAAGGCCAUACGUACAUCAUAUUUUUUAGUAAAAUUGUAUAAAUAUUAGGAGCCUCUCCAUUUUAAGUCACAGCUGAAUAGAUCUUCAACGAAAAGGUCUAGGGAAAAUCUUGGCACACAAGUGAAAUUUACAAAAUUGGUAUUUGCAGCUCUCUCUAAACUGAUCCGAUUUUCUUGGAACAUAGCUAAGAACAAUCUCCGCCUUUCGUACAAAAAAUCAAAAUCGAUUCAUUCAUUUAAGAGCUACGAUUCCAUAGACAGGCAAACACAAAUAGCGGUCAAACUUAUAAAAUCCUUUUUAAGAUUAGGUUAGGUUAGAGUGGCUGCCCUGGGGUGGGACAAACUUGAACCAUAGGGUCCAUUGUGAUACCGAAAAGGAUUUACUCAUCCCCUACCACUACUCUAUGAAACAUUUGGAGCUGUUUAAGAACAGCAGGGAAGAUGAGACAUCGACUUCUCCUCAAGGAAAUAUAUUACAUUGUUCAAUAUUGUUUUGGAGUCUUUUUUAACUUGAAGUUUUCGAAAAAAAUACUUUUUUUAUUGUCAGAUAGGAAGCACUUUUAGGUUUAUGCCUCCGAACAAAACCCUAUUUAUCUCAAAAAAGCCUUUUUCUUGAAGAAAUAUUCAGCUGGGGUUUUUAAAAUAGACAUUUUGUAGAUUCUACUUAUAUUUAUAAAAAAAUAUUUGUUGAUAUUUUUAUUCCAAACAAGACUUGUUGCUCGUUUGCUUUUAAUUUUGAUCAUAAAAACGUUUGACUGACAAUCUUUUAAGUUUAAGGGCCAAAUUCACUUCUUCUGAUUAUAUCUUUCUUAAUUGGAUUUUUUUCGUUUUACUUGGUUUUUAUUAUACAGGUAUUCUAUUUACAAAAUAUUAUUUGAGAAGUUGUAUUUGUCUUACUUCCAGGCGAAUUGUUUUAAGUGAGACUUCGUCUCAAUAAUUAAUCGAAGCUGGUGGACUUAAGUCCUGAUAUAUUUUGUACAAAUAACAUUAAUUACCUAAUUUUAAUAAUUGGCAUCCCGAAAGAAAAAAAACUAAAAAAAAAGGUACAAUUAUAUUUAUGUUAAAGAAUUCACUAAAACCGCAUUCAUUAAUAACCCACCUUCUCUAAGUCAUCAAAAUAAUAAGUUAAACUUUAAGUCCACGCAUUUUAAUUCAAGGCUGAUAACAUAAUUUAGAUCUCUUAUAGAAUUUUAUAUUUAAAAAAA